GAAGAGAGACAAUGAUGUGUUUUAACAGGUAAAUACUUCUGCCCCUGGACAGACGACACAGAAUUUGAAUCAAGGAUUGCAUACUGUGAGUGGGGUUCCUGCCAUGAGUGUCAAUGGCCCCCAUAUGCUAGCAACCUUCACGCCAGAAGAUACCCUACAGCAAAUGGAUGAACUGAUUAAAGAGAACAAUGAGUUAAAAGAAGCAAUCAAGCAAACAAAUCAUGCAAUGAAGGAACGUUAUGAAGAGCUUGCAACUUGGAGGGAAAAGCAGAGGGAAGAAAGGGACUAUAUUCAGAACAAGUUUGAAGAGGCCAAAACCCGAUUAACAGACCUUACUACAGAGAAUGAAAUCUUGAAGAGCAAAAUACAAGAAUUGAGUGCUGAUACUACGCAGGAAGUACCCAAAGGUGCAAUCUCUAAUCUGAUGGAACAAGAUAUUCAACAACUGAAAGCGCUUGUUAGCAGGCUGCAGACAGAAAAGGCUGAUUUGGUUGCCAUGAAUUCAGAGCUUCUGCUGAAAUUGGGUGCCCCAUCAUCUGAUGAUUCAUUUGUUGAAAUUCGAAUGGAGGCUGCAGAUGAUGGUGAACUGAAAGCAGCAAAGGAAAUGCAAUGCAAGAGUGCCGACAGCCAAACAGUCUACACGUCAAACGUACAUGAUAGUACUGGAAAACGCCUGCUGUCAGAAGAGUUAACAGUCAGCCAACUCCUUCAUGUGCUGAGGGACAAGACUCUGAAUUUGGAAAAGCUCGAACAUGAGCUUCAAUCUUCAAAGCAAAGGAUUUCAGAGUUGGAGAAAGUGUGUGAAACAGCUGAGCUUGCAAGACAGACUGAGAAAAAUGUAGCAGAGCAGCUUUCGUCUGUUACCAAACAGGAAUUGGCACCUGGGACAAUGCUGAUUGAUGUCAGUAUAGAGCAACAGAAUACUGAAACAACAGCUGCUCCAGUAGAAGGUUUGAAUAAUCCGAACAACCAAUCUUCAAAUGAAGUUGAAGCAUUGAAGUCACAAGUGAUGUCAUUAUUAAAAGAUUUGCAGGAAGCCCAGAAAAAGCUGGAUGAAGCUGAACUUAUGAAGAAAUCUCUUAAUGAGAGAUGUCUUGAUUUGGAACAACAGGUGGCAAACAGCCAGGUGACAGUGGAGGAGACAAGGCAGCUUGGAUUUUACAAUGAAAAGUUGAAGCUGCAAGUGGAAAGCUUACAAUCAGAACAUCAAAUUGACCAGAUGAAAUUAGCAGAUGAAAAGAUAAAAUUAGCAGAGGAAAAAAGAAAACUUAUGCAGAUCCAAGAGGCCUAUGAUCAUUUAUUUCAAGAUUACAACAACCUUAAGAAGUCUAAUGAAGAAGUGAAAGUUAAAGAGGUAUGUUCAUUAUUUGGGAAA
Rhincodon typus (whale shark) is the source of this 1375-nucleotide messenger RNA. RefSeq names its product optineurin-like. NCBI's taxonomy places the organism in Eukaryota, Metazoa, Chordata, Chondrichthyes, Orectolobiformes, Rhincodontidae. Gene Ontology annotation, cellular component: nucleus; Golgi apparatus; cytoplasm. The transcript is spliced from 9 exons. Gene Ontology annotation, biological process: protein localization to Golgi apparatus; Golgi ribbon formation; regulation of canonical NF-kappaB signal transduction. The annotation marks the transcript as partial. The record is from RefSeq and is a predicted model, not a curated record. Gene Ontology annotation, molecular function: K63-linked polyubiquitin modification-dependent protein binding.